AUGGCUUCCAAAACCACAGCAUCACUUGCUCUCUUUCUUGCACUCAACCUUCUCUUCUUUUCCCUCGUCACUGCAUGUGGAGGGGGUUGCCCCUCUCCUAAUCCUAAACCAAAGCCAAAGCCAAAGCCAACACCAAGCCCUUCCAGUGGAAAGUGCCCCAGGGAUGCACUUAAAUUAGGUGUGUGCGCUGAUUUGCUCGGUUCAUUACUUAAUGUCACCAUUGGCUCACCCCCAGUACAGCCUUGCUGCAGUGUCAUUCAAGGCCUUCUAGAUCUCGAGGCUGCUGUUUGCCUUUGCACUGCCAUCAAAGCUAACAUCUUGGGCAUCAACCUUAACAUUCCACUUUCUCUAAGCUUGCUUCUUAAUGUCUGUGGAAAGAAGGUUCCCAGAAACUUCCAAUGUCCAUAA
Dovyalis caffra is the source of this 408-nucleotide messenger RNA. The record is from the annotation of a GenBank genome assembly. Lineage: Eukaryota; Viridiplantae; Streptophyta; Magnoliopsida; Malpighiales; Salicaceae.